CCAAACCCAGCCUAAUGCCACCGUGAACUCCGAAAACCCUGAGCUCUUGACCUUGUCAAAAUCGCACGUUCCCCUUGUUUGGUCUUCAUCUUUCUUCCUACUCUUUUCUUUAAACCCUUCCUAAACCCAAGUGCGAUCUCUCUCGAGUCCAUCAUUUUCUGCAACUUCACGAACAUGUACCGCUUUGCGUCUGGCCUCGCUUCAAAAGCUAGGUUGACUAAGAAUAGUACUCAGCAGAUUGGAAGUCGACUGAAUUGGAGCAGAAACUAUGCGGCAAAAGACAUCAAAUUUGGGGUCGAAGCUCGUGCGUUAAUGCUUAAAGGUGUUGAGGAACUUGCUGAUGCAGUUAAAGUGACCAUGGGGCCCAAAGGGUGUAAUGUUGUUUUGGAACAAAGUUUUGGGGCCCCUAAAGUGACAAAAGAUGGUGUUACUGUAGCAAAGAGCAUUGAUUUCAAAGAUAAAGUUAAGAAUGUUGGAGCUAGCCUUGUAAAGCAGGUUGCAAAUGCUACCAAUGAUGUGGCAGGCGAUGGCACCACUUGUGCAACUGUCCUCACCCGUGCAAUAUUUACUGAAGGAUGCAAAUCAGUGGCAGCUGGAAUGAAUGCCAUGGACUUAAGACGAGGGAUUACAAUGGCAGUUGAUGCUGUUGUGACCAACUUGAAGAGCAGAGCGCGAAUGAUCAGCACAUCUGAAGAAAUAGCACAGGUGGGAACAAUAUCAGCAAAUGGAGAAAGAGAAAUUGGUGAGCUCAUAGCCAAGGCAAUGGAGAAAGUAGGCAAAGAGGGUGUUAUCACUAUUGCUGAUGGGAAAACCUUGGACAAUGAAUUGGAGGUUGUUGAAGGAAUGAAGCUAGACAGAGGCUAUAUAUCUCCUUAUUUCAUUACAAAUACAAAGACCCAAAAAUGUGAAUUAGAAAAUCCAGUCAUUUUAAUCCAUGAGAAGAAAAUAUCUAAUUUGAAUGCCAUUGUGAAAGUACUAGAGUUAACAUUGAAGACGCAGAGGCCCCUUCUGAUUGUUGCUGAAGACAUUGAAAGUGAAGCCCUGGCAACUCUAAUUCUAAACAAGCUUCGUGCUGGAAUCAAGGUGUGUGCCAUCAAAGCUCCUGGAUUUGGAGAAAAUAGGAAAUCUGGUCUGCAGGAUCUUGCUGUUCUCACUGGAGGCGAGGUGAUAAGUGAAGAGCUUGGGAUGAACCUUGAAAACAUAGGACCAGAAACAUUUGGCACGUGCAAAAAGGUUACAAUAUCAAAGGAUGACACUGUUAUCCUUGAUGGGGCUGGUGAUAAAAAGGCCAUUGAAGAAAGAUGCGAGCAGCUGAGAUCUGCAGUUGAAUCAAGCUCCUCUGAUUAUGAUAAGGAGAAGUUACAAGAGCGUCUUGCAAAGCUCUCAGGUGGUGUUGCAGUAUUGAAGAUUGGUGGCGCCAGUGAAGCAGAAGUAGGUGAGAAGAAGGAUAGAGUAACUGAUGCGCUAAAUGCUACCAAGGCUGCAGUUGAGGAAGGGAUUGUCCCUGGCGGUGGCGUUGCACUUCUUUAUGCCUCCAAGGAACUGGAAAAAUUGCCGACUGCAAACUUUGAUCAGAAGAUUGGUGUUCAAAUUAUCCAGAAUGCCCUUAAGAUGCCAGUUCACACAAUUGCAACCAAUGCUGGCGUUGAGGGGGCUGUUGUGGUUGGCAAGUUGUUGGAACAGGAUAAUCCUGACCUUGGAUAUGAUGCAGCCAAAGGUGAAUAUGUAGACAUGAUAAAGGCAGGAAUCAUUGAUCCCCUGAAAGUCAUAAGGACCGCAUUGGUGGAUUCUGCAAGUGUAUCUUCAUUAAUGACUACAACUGAGGCAAUUGUGGUUGAACUUCCAAAGGAGGAGGAGGUUCCAGCCAUGGCCGGUGGCAUGGGUGGAAUGGAAUAUUAGGUUAGCUUAUGGGACUGAUGAUGCUGCAAAUACCAGCAGCUUCUUCUUUGAGCUGUGUAAACAGAUGAGGAACAGAAAAAGUAGGUUAGUCCUUCCAACUGGUUUCGAUUUCAGUUCUUGUUUAUACUUUAAUUUUUCCCUCAAGGACGGUGUAAUUCUUGGGGGGUCAAUACUUUUUGUAAGUUCAGAUCAGUUAUUGAGCAUCUAUACCAAGGGAAAUCUAUGCUGUCCAA
This is a messenger RNA of Carica papaya (papaya), 2132 nucleotides long. RefSeq names its product chaperonin CPN60-1, mitochondrial. Lineage: Eukaryota; Viridiplantae; Streptophyta; Magnoliopsida; Brassicales; Caricaceae. The record is from RefSeq and is a predicted model, not a curated record. Gene Ontology annotation, molecular function: ATP-dependent protein folding chaperone; ATP binding. Gene Ontology annotation, biological process: protein refolding.